AUGACCACACUCCACGAAAUGACUGCUUCUUCAAUACUAUUUGAAGACUACCUGGCGACAACACCUUCCCCUGCCGCCGCCGCCACCGCUCCUUCCGACGAUGCGGAACUGGAUCCCAACUCCAGCCUGGCCCGCGCCCGCAAAGUCUUCGGGCCCCUCCGUGCCGACACGAACGAACGCAAGGAGGCAAUCGCAAAGAAGAGUACGAUGAUCGCCGGAAUCCUAGUCCCGCCGCGGCCGGAGGAGCCCGAAAAUUGCUGCAUGUCGGGAUGUGUCAAUUGCGUAUGGGAGGAGUACCGGGAGGACUUUGAGGAGUGGAGCGCCAAGCGGAAGGAGAGCGAGAUGAACCUUCAACAGGCUCGGAGUCUGGACAGUGGGAUCGGCGGCGAUGAGGACGGAUUGGGCAGUCAGGCAGCUUUGAGCGAGGAUGACAUGUUUGCGGACAUUCCUGUGGGCAUUCGGGAGUUUAUGAAGAUUGAGAAGAAGUUGAAGCAAAGACAUAGAUCGGAAUCGACAACAAAUGGAUGA
Molecule: messenger RNA, 528 nt
Organism: Dissoconium aciculare CBS 342.82
Lineage: Eukaryota; Fungi; Ascomycota; Dothideomycetes; Mycosphaerellales; Dissoconiaceae
Exons: 2
Coding region: 1-528 (175 amino acids)
Cellular component (GO): mitochondrion
Source: RefSeq, a predicted model, not a curated record